Rosa rugosa (rugosa rose) is the source of this 1319-nucleotide messenger RNA. Its product is annotated as nuclear transcription factor Y subunit C-9. Bases 205 to 1011 code for a protein of 268 amino acids. Lineage: Eukaryota; Viridiplantae; Streptophyta; Magnoliopsida; Rosales; Rosaceae. The record is from RefSeq and is a predicted model, not a curated record. Gene Ontology annotation, molecular function: DNA-binding transcription activator activity, RNA polymerase II-specific; protein heterodimerization activity; DNA binding. The transcript is spliced from 3 exons. Gene Ontology annotation, cellular component: nucleus. Gene Ontology annotation, biological process: regulation of DNA-templated transcription.
UGCCUACUCUGCCCAACAGUUGUCUAUUUGAUGCAUCAGACGAGAUAUUUUAGCAAUUCACUGUUCUUUGAUCAUCUAAAGAGAAAAGAAUGAACAAGAAGAAAUUCUAAAUGACUGUUCAGAUUUGAUUUUUUCGUUUUUGGUUAUAAGAUGGACCAAAUGGGGUGUGGGAUCUGAACCCUGCUUUUGAGUGUAGGGAACUGGAUGGAUCAGCAAGGACAUGGGCAACCCCAAUCGAUGGGGAUGGUAGGUAGUGGAGGUCAGUUGGCAUAUGGGACUGCUCCGUAUCAGCAUACUCAAAUGGUAGGGAGUCCAAAUCCUGCUACAGUUGGUGCGCCAGUUGGAGGCAUUCAAUCUAGUAGUCAAUCUGCCGGAGCUCAGCUUCAACAGCAUCAACUUGCUUAUCAGCACAUUCACCAGCAGCAGCAGCAACAACUUCAACAACAACUGCAGAGUUUCUGGGCAAAUCAGUUUCAAGAGAUUGAGAAGGUAACUGAUUUCAAGAACCAUAGCCUUCCUCUAGCAAGGAUCAAGAAGAUUAUGAAAGCUGAUGAGGAUGUGAGAAUGAUAUCAGCUGAGGCACCUGUGAUCUUUGCAAGGGCAUGUGAAAUGUUCAUCUUGGAGUUGACCUUGCGGUCUUGGAAUCACACAGAAGAGAAUAAAAGGAGGACACUUCAAAAGAAUGACAUUGCAGCUGCAAUCACGAGGACUGAUAUCUUUGAUUUCUUGGUAGACAUCGUGCCGAGAGAGGAUCUGAAAGAUGAAGUCCUUGCAUCCAUUCCAAGGGGAACGGUUUCUGUUGGGGCUGCUGAUGCACUUCCUCCAUACUGCUAUAUGCCACCUCAGCAUGGACCUCAGGUGGGGGCUCCUGGGAUGAUCAUGGGCAAGCCUAUGAUGGACCCAUCUAUGUAUGGGCAACAGUCUCACCCCUACAUGGCUCCGCAAAUGUGGCCGCAAGCACCGGAGCAGCAGCAGCAGCAGCAACAGCAACAGUCACCAUCUGAUCAUUAGUGGCUGCAGCAUGGAAGUGAAGAAGUACACAUGACUUAUCCCAGCCUCAUGUUCAUGUUGAAUUCAAAUAGGAGCUCAGAAUAAUACUGAACUGCAAACAGUAAAGCUACUCUGCUCUACAUAAAUGUUGUUUUAUGUUCAAGUAAAACGCUUAAUCACGGUCACCACCUAUCUGAACUUUUCGUUAAGAUACUUGAUGCCGGUAAUGUUUACAGUUUUUUCCUCAACACUUUUGGUCUGUAAUCUUACUGUUUCUUUCAUCUGUACCCUUUUAACAUUUUUCUUUAUAACUUGAUGGCUUUCGUUAA